Molecule: messenger RNA, 3021 nt
Organism: Purpureocillium takamizusanense
Lineage: Eukaryota; Fungi; Ascomycota; Sordariomycetes; Hypocreales; Ophiocordycipitaceae
Product: Pyruvate decarboxylase
Exons: 3
Coding region: 1062-2711 (549 amino acids)
Molecular function (GO): thiamine pyrophosphate binding; magnesium ion binding; carboxy-lyase activity
Source: RefSeq, a predicted model, not a curated record
CCCGCCACGGCGGGCACAUCACCCCAUCGCGCAUUGCGCAAAGAGGACGCGGCGAGAAAUGGACGAGUCGAAUCCAGUCAAGUCGAGUCGAGUCGAGUCGAGUGAGUCGUCUCGUCACCUCAUGCAUGCGUGGAGCGUGGAGCGUGGCGGCCCGGGUUGGCCCGUAACGUGAUCAGUCCACCACGCGCUGUAACAGCGUUCAAGCCGGCUGAUCCGGGGCCACCGGGCGGGGCGGGGGCGCCUGACGAGGUGCCAAGUGCCAAGUGCCUUCCCUUCCUUGCCCGCGCAGCGCACCUCAGGGCGGGCUCCUCGGCCACAGGGGGUGGGUCCGCCCGAGCCGGAUGCGCCCCCACCCGUCCGUCAAGCGGCUUUCUUUGCCCACUCAGCACUGCAUCCCAUCAAUUACAUCACUGGCGCGGAACGUUAAUCGGGGGGGGGGGGGCUCUCCCUCACCGACCGACGGACCGAUCGAUAGAUGCGAGAGGAGUAGGCCGACGAGGAGAGGAGGAUGGAUGCCAGAGCUACUGGAGCUGCUGGAGCCGGAGCUGGUGCUGGCGGUGGUGCCGGUGGUGUGGGUUGCCUGCCGGCCCUGUAUACCUACCUACUGCUUUGCACGUAUUUUACCGUUAGCUAUCCCUCGCAACUUUUGGCGGACGUAUACACACCUCCAUCGAUCGUCCCUCAUCAUCAUCAUCCUCCUCCUCCUCCUCAUCGUCCGAACUGCAACGGCCCGGGCGCGCACUUGCUGUCGUGAGCUUCAGCUUCUUCCCAGCUGCCAACCGGACAAAGUACUUGUUCGUUAUAGCAUCGAGCAGCUCGUCGUCAAACCCUCAAUCAACCUCCUCCAAACACCAUAAACAAAAGACGCCUCCUUCUCACCAUGACGGAUCUGCGCGUGCAGGGCCUCCGGCAGCCCGUCGCCGUCGCCGAGUACGUCUUUCGCCGCCUGCACCAGGUCGGCGUCCGCUCCGUCCACGGCGUGCCCGGCGACUACAACCUCGUCGCCCUCGACUACCUGCCGGGCUGCGACCUGCGGUGGGUGGGCAGCGUCAACGAGCUCAAUGCCGGUACGUCAGCGUCGUCGUCAUCGUGAAUCUCUCCUCCCCUUCUUUUCCUGCUUCUCGUGCGAUUCGCGUGGUGUGUGGUUCUCCUCCUUACGUCUCCAUCUCUACCAAGCCUACGCCGCCGACGGCUAUGCCCGCGUCAACAACCGCAUGGCCGCCCUCGUCACCACCUUUGGCGUCGGUGAGCUUUCGGCCAUCAACGGCUUGGCUGGCGCCUUCUCCGAGCACAUCCCCGUCGUUCACAUCGUCGGCUGCCCCUCCACCAUCUCCCAGCGCAACGGCAUGCUCCUGCACCACACCCUCGGUAACGGUGACUUCAACGUCUUCGCCAACAUGAGCGCCAACAUAUCGUGCAACGUCGCCCGCCUCACCAACCCCUCCGAUAUCGCCGCCCAAAUCGACCAGGCCCUGCGCGAGUGUUGGGUUCACUCCCGCCCUGUCUACGUCAUGCUGCCCACCGACAUGAUCGAGGCCAAGGUCGAGGGCGAGAGGCUUCAGACCCCCCUCGACCUGACUGAGCCUGCCAACGAGCCCGAGCGUGAAGACUAUGUCGUCGACGUCGUCCUCAAGUAUCUCCACGCUGCCGAGCGCCCCGUCAUCCUCGUCGACGCCUGCGCCAUCCGCCACCGCGUCCUCGAGGAGGUGCACGACCUCAUCGAGAAGACGAACCUUCCCGUCUUCGUCACCCCCAUGGGCAAGGGUGCCGUCAAUGAGCAGCACCCCAACUACGGUGGCGUCUACGCCGGAGAGGGCUCCAAGCCUGAGGUCAAGAAAACGCUCGAGGCAUCGGACCUCAUUCUUAGUAUUGGCGCGCUCAAGAGCGACUUCAAUACGGCCGGCUUCUCCUAUCGGACGUCGCAGAUGCAGACAAUCGACUUCCACAGCGACCACUGCAUCGUCCGGUACUCGACGUACCCGGGAGUUCGCAUGAAGGGCGUCCUACGCAAAGUCAUCGACCGCCUCGACGUGAAGCAGCUCUCCGUGCAGCCGUCGCCCAAGGUGGACAAUGAGGUUCGCAAGAAUGUCGACAAGACCGAUGUCAUCUCGCAGGCGUGGCUCUGGCCUCGGGUCGGCGAGUUCCUCGCUGAGAACGACAUUGUGGUCACGGAGACUGGCACCGCCAACUUCGGCAUCUGGGAUACCAAGUUCCCCAAGGGCGUUACAGCGCUCAGCCAGGUCCUUUGGGGCAGCAUCGGCUGGUCCGUCGGAGCCUGCCAGGGCGCCGCCCUUGCCGCGCAGGACAUGGGUGCCAAGCGCCGGACCGUCCUCUUCGUGGGUGACGGCUCCUUCCAACUCACGGCCCAGGAGCUGAGCACCAUGGUCCGUCACGGGCUAAAACCCUUCCUUUUCAUCCUCUGCAACGAGGGAUACACCAUCGAGCGUUUCAUCCACGGCAUGGAGGCCGGGUACAAUGAUAUUCAGCCCUGGGACCACCAGGCCCUCGUUGACGUCUUUGGCGGGGCCAAGACGUCCAAGAAGUAUGCCGUCCGGACAAAGGACGAGCUGAACAAGCUGCUCACCGACGCCGAGUUCAACGCAGGCAAGUGCCUGCAGCUCAUCGAGGUGCACAUGCCCAAGGAAGAUGCCCCGCGGGCGCUGAUCAUGACGGCUGAGGCGAGCGCAAGAAAUAACGCGAAGACGGCGUAAGGUAUUAGUGGCUUGUUCAUUGGGAUCCUCGGAAUGAUAGAACGGGCGGGUUGGAUGGCGCAAAUGCAUGGUGUUUAUUGUUCUUCGAGCAGAGUAAUGAGGGGCAGAAUAGAAACACGACAGGGAGGCAAGCGGGGUCUCGAAAAGUAAACCGGGAGACUAACAGCAUGAGCUUAUUCUAAAGGAGGCAGGCAUAGAAGUGAAUGACAUUGACAUUUGAUCGCGUGAGGCAUAUACGUAGUCCAAACCGCCUAGACAUAAAGUAACGUCCUGCCCUACAAUAUCGCAGCUACCCUAAAUAAAAAGUCGC